Cryptotermes secundus is the source of this 5020-nucleotide messenger RNA. RefSeq lists its product as uncharacterized. The record is from RefSeq and is a predicted model, not a curated record. Lineage: Eukaryota; Metazoa; Arthropoda; Insecta; Blattodea; Kalotermitidae. The transcript has 9 exons. The coding region runs from base 312 to 4646 and encodes 1444 amino acids.
UGGUGGAGUUUGUUGUGUGACAAAGGAGGGAUCCACCAAAGUAUAAUUUUAUAUUUGCAAAAAAUAUUAGACGGAGCACAUAUUUACCGUAUAAUAAGGAUAUAUCAGUUAUUGUAGCUACGUAAUAUUGUGAAAGUCAUUGACAAACCGCAUGCUAAAUACUUAAAAAAGCGAGGAGAGAUCAGCUUCGUUGGGAGGUGACCUUCUGUUAAGAGACACUUUCGCGUAAUUUACUAAAGAAAUGGUUUGUAAACAUCGUAUAAUUAUAGUAGUAUUCAUUACACUUAUUUAUAAACAGUUUUGUGGAUAAAAUGGGUUCAAAGUCAAGUUCAAAGACAGCAAAAGGAAGUAAGCAAAAUGCAAGUAAAGCUAAUGGUGGGAAAUUGCAAUCCCAGGAGACUCAAAUUGAGAGAGACCCAAAUGGAGAGCCUCAUAUUGAUGUUUCUUCAUUAAGAAAACCAGUAGAUAUCAGUGUGUCAGGUGUUGGUCAAGUUGUAAAAGUGUAUCAGACUGGCACUACAGAGGUUCGUCAGAUGCUGGCCUAUGAAUGUGAUCUGGUGUAUGAAUGCAAAAUAUGCCGGAACCUUUUUAGAAGCUUGGCAAACUUUCUUUCCCACAAACGUGCUUACUGCAAAGAACAGUACGGUGACACCAAAUGUGUUAUCCCUGCAAAUCACUUGGUGGAAGACUGUACUACAGUCAUCCUGCCGGAGCCAGUUCUACCUGAUCCCACAGAGACUUGGGUGACUAAUGAUGCAGCUCCUGAUCUGACAACUGAUGACACUGAGAUUCCAUCAUCACCUCGCAUAGAAACAUCAGUUCCACGUAUUGCUACUUAUUCUCAUAACAAAAGAAAAAUAAACCACGUAGUAGAGAGAUUAUCUAAAAAGAAAAGAAUUAAGGGUGUUGCAGAAUCAGUAGGCUGUGUUUCUUCAUCAAAGUUCUAUGACGCUGUAAGUGAGCAGGUUGCAGCUCAACGAGAUGCUCGUCAAGAACACAUAAUACAUCUGGAAGCUACUGAAAACACAAAAUUUGGAGUGUUUCAAACUGUGCUUGAAUCAAAUUCUGCAGUCCAAAUGGAUAACAUUGAUCUCAUGAAGGCCCAGGUAGUGGAACUUCAUAACAUGAUGUCUUGUAAUGAAGCAACUCUGGGUCCCGAUGGACAGAUAGAAAUGUUGAAUUGUGAGGGUACAACACUCCUUCCUAAUGCUGCGAACACAAAUGAAAAUGGAGCUGUAGCAGUCAGAAAACAAGACAGUGCACAAAAUAAUAAAAUAGGCUCUUCCAAGAAUCAUGUUUGCACAAUAUGCAAUACUAGAUUUGCUACACGGAAGACACUGAAUCAUCAUAUGAAGUACCUUCAUGUGACAUUCCGACUGUGUUAUCCUUGUCCAUGCUGUAAGAACACUUUUUGUAAUACAUGGAGUGUGUAUAGACAUCUAUACAAAGUGCAUCGCAAGACGGCCAUUCAGGUGCGGAAACUGCGUUCCCAGAUUGUUAAUAAAGCAUUUAGAAAAGAAGUUUCUGAUUAUGAAAGUCAGAACUCAAGUGUAAAAUCAACUGGUGCCGCUGUACAGAGUGAAGCUGAUAGAGCACGCGAGGAACAACAAAGGCUUCACCAGGAGAAUCAGGAUUGGAUGAAUAAUUUUGAGGAUGAUCUUGAAUUGCAAAUGUGUGGAGGUUGUGGGCGUCGGUUUGAGAGGCGUGCAGCACUCAGUUCACAUUCUCAGAUUUGCCAGAAACGAAUUGCUGUGCAGAACAACAUCAAGGCGCGUCGACCUUGUCCCCCUACAUCAGCCACUACUAGCAGCCGAAUAACCAACACAAAAAUAUUGCCAACAUCAACAGAGCAGCAGCCUCGUCUACAUACAGAAACUACCAAGAACGAUGUUACAUGUGUUGAAAGCAACACAAGUAGGUUGAUGCCUUUAUCAGUACUGUCAGAAAGUAUGCAAUCAACUGCAAGUGGAAUAAAGAGUGUAGUAACCACUUCUCCUUCUCCUGUGUCUCUUGACAUUUCGAACCCACUGCUUGCCACAGCUCCCAGUGCUUCAUACCACCGAACUCGGCACUGCAGUGGCACUCGGUCUGACACUGUAAAGAAAGAUACUCCUGAGAAAAGAAUUGAGAUUCAGAUAAGGAGGGACUAUUGUAAGACAGGGAUAGGGGCUGGAACUGUGAGUCCUGUUUUGGGGAUAGGGGGCCCCUCAUCUCAGCAGCAGGACUGUAAUUCAGAAACAAAUGAAAAUCAGCUGUCUUGUGAUGAUACAGGAGAAGGAAAUAACCAUGACGAAGUCAGUAAUAGUUUCACGGAAGACUGUGAAGGUCACAGUGGGUUGUAUCAGUCAACAGAAUCUGACACAUGUUUCUCUGAGAAGGGCCCUCAUCUGUUCUCUGGUAAGAUAGAUGGAAGUGUUGGAAUAAAUGCAUGUAGCUGUACACAAAUUAUUGAAAAAGAGACCAUAAAAAGGGAAGAAGAAAGCACUGAUGCUUCUCAUAUCUGUCUUGUUCCAGCAGUGAGAAGCAUAAAUCAUGAUGGAUCUUCCAUACAGUCAGUGCAAGAUGCUUGUUUGGACAAGAAUGGCAAUCAGAGUCAAGAGAGUUCAGAUGUUACAAAAAUUAAAAAUACAGGCAUUCUUAUGAGAAUCAAUGAAAAACAGAAUAUAGGUAUGGACACAGCAAGUGAUGAAGGAAUAAGAUGGGACUCCGUAAGCUCUACUGCACUGAGUGAAGAUAGUGAAAUCAAGACUGUAGGGAAUGAGCAGGAGAAUGUAUUAGUUCCUGCAGCUAACACCAAGAAAGAUGAACAGCUGUCUUCAGCAAUGGAGAACAGAAUGCGAAGCAUUAUUAAUAUACGUCGUCUGCAAUGUUUGCCAUGUCAAAAGAAGUUUAACAAACUGACAAAUCUGCGGAGGCAUGUUGCAGUUCACAUAGGUUGGAAUCGUUACCGCUGCACUGAAUGUGCAUUUAAGUGUUUCUCCAAAUAUGACUGUGUUGCACAUGUUAUUAAAAUACAUCUAGAGAAAGGGGAACAUGAUAAGGCACAGUCCAUGGUGGAAUAUAUUGAAACUGAGACCAAUGACAUAGAAAAUGAUUUAAGUAAUUGUGAGCCUACAGAAGAAACAUACAGAAGCCAUAGUGAAGAAAAUGGUCAGAACAUGUUAUGUGAUAUCAACCUGAGUAACAAAUGUAUUCCUGUUCCAGAAGAUGUAGAAAUCACAGUAAAUGACACAACUUGCAAUGAAAUAUCUGACUGGUCACUGCAAGAAUGUGAUGAAGGCAAAACAAUUACUAGUACUUCUGAUUAUGACAUGGGUAUUGAAGCUGUUCCAAAUGAUAUUCAGAAUUUAGUGAUGAAAUUGAAAGAUGCUGAGGAUAAUGAUUUAUAUGCAUGUGGCAUGGAAGGAGAAAGGGCAAAUGAUGUUGUAGUAGACAUGCCUAUUAAGCAAGGCCCUUUGAUUACAACUGGAAGUACUGCCAACAGUGCAGAAACAAUCGAGAUGAAAAGUGGAAAUGUAGAUGAGACACUUGUCAAGGACACAGCAAUUAUUUUGCAAGCAGAGGAAGCAAGAGAACCUAUCAUAUCCACAUCACCAGUUAGAUUGGGACUCAAGAGAUGCUGCAUGAGUACUGAAGAUUUGGAGCAUGAAGAACCUGAAGCUGUACCUUCAAAGAAAAUGUUGACAACCACAGAAUAUCAGCAGAGCACCAGGAAUGUAGCAGUACUAGAUUUUGAAGAAAAUGCUGCACUUAAACCUAAGAUGAUAGACAUGGAAUCUGAACCAGAUAUGCACAGUGAUCCAGUACAAACAUCUGUAGAAGGCAGUACACUGCAAGUUGAUAGUCUGUCUGAGACACAAGCACAAGAGCAGACUGCAUUAAGAAAAAUGGUUUUAGAGGUGAUUUUUGGUUCAGGAAACAGUAACAUGAACCGCGAUGUUGAAGCUGCACAGAAUAUAUUCGCCAUGGCAAUGAAUGGUGAUCAUGAUCAGUCGGGAGGAUCAGCCUCAUCUCCUGAGCCAUAUGAUAUAGUUGAAUCUGUUAGCUGUGAUUCUACAUCUCCGCUGACCACCAAUAGUUCAGCGGCAUCUCCAGUGUUAACUUCAGAUGACGGAGCUUCUGUAGUAAUGGAACAAACUUUAAGUGCAAAGGGUGAGGGUGGGAAUGGUCAACAAAAUAAACUCAGCAACAGUAUAAGCCCUAUACUUGAAACUGAGCGAAGACAAAGGCCAGUGCGAAAUAGGAUAAAGGUUGAAAAAGAGGACUUCAUUUAUGAUCUCUCUGAUAGGUGUCUGGAUCCUAGGAGGGAUGGAGAGGAUCGUAAAGGAAUGAAGCGAAAACAAGAAGAUCGUAUGCGUGAUGUGAAAUUGGUGUUGGAUAAGGGAAAUUAUAGUGGAGAAAGUUCACCCACUAAAGUUCUACCAAAACUGAUGUUUGUGAGAACAAAUAUGGGUGAAUACAGUGGUGUAAGAGUAGUUAACAAGUCUGGCAUUAACAGUAACAUGACACAAGUGUUAGACAAUAACAGUGGUAAGAAUAUCUCUUCGAAUACAGUUGGUUAUAAUAUAUCAACAAGAAAAUCACAGCGGACAUUUGACAUAUCACCGCACAAAGUUUCAACCAUCAGUAAAGAAAGAAGCGAAUGAGAAUAAAUAGGAUACAGAUAUUGCAGUGAAAUCAUUAAAAAGGUUAUCAGAUUUGGGGAAUAUGGAACAAUUGACCAUCUAAUGUGAAUGAAACUUAUGGGAAUAAAGGUGAAGUGAACUUCUAGAUUAUUGGAAUUAUAAACAGGCAGUUUUCUUUAAGCAGUGAUGGACAGAAGAUCUUUUACUACUAAUGUAGCAAAACCAUUUUAAAAUGGUUCAGUAAUCAGUUUAGGAAUAUUAUAUGCUGUACUACUCAGUUGACCAUAUAUACAGGAAUAACUUUUCUUAAUGUCAGAUAUAAUUUCAUGUUAUGAAUUUUGUGUUACAUUAUUGUUCUUUCACUAAAUUAUAAUAAAUAUAAUUAAUUUUGUGUA